AUGCCGCAACCUCUUAGUUCGAAAGAGAAUGCUCUCUUUCGCCAGGUCAUUCGAUUCUACGAAGACAAGCAAUACAAGCGUGGCCUGAAAGCCGCCGAACAAAUUCUCAAGAAGAAUCCGAAACAUGGCGACACAAUGGCCAUGAAGGCCCUGAUCAUGAACCAGCAGGGCAAGACCGACGAGGCAUUUGCUUUGGGCAAGGAGGCUCUGAUGGCCGACAUGAAGUCGCAUAUCUGCUGGCACGUCUAUGGUCUCCUCUACAGAUCUCAGAAGAACUUUGAAGAGGCGAUCAAGGCGUAUAAGUCGGCUCUAAAGCUAGAACCUGAAUCUGUACAGAUUCAAAGAGACUUGGCUUUCUUGCAGGUUCAGAUGCGAGACUACCAAGGUUAUAUCCAAAGCAGAUCCUCAAUGCUUCAGGCAAGACCACAACUGCGCCAGAACUGGACUGCCCUCGCCGUGGCCCACCACCUUGCUGGGGAAUUGGAACAAGCCGAGAAGAUUCUGACGACAUACGAAGAGUCGCUCAAAUCGCCGCCGUCCAAGACCGACUACGAGAACUCGGAAGCUGUCAUGUACAAAAACACUCUGAUCGCUGAAAGAGGUGACUAUGAACGCGCUCUUGAACACCUCAAGACCAUUGCAAAGCACAACCUGGAUCGCUUGGCUGUCAUGGAACUGCGCGCAGAGUACCUCAAGAAACUUGGCAAGAAAGAAGAGGCUGUCCAGGCAUACAGGAGUCUCCUUGACAGAAACUCCGAACACCCGGAUUACUAUAUUGGCCUCAUCGAGGUAUCUGAUAUUCCAGCAGACGACCAGAAGGCCAAAAAGGCCAUCUAUGACGAGUAUGCGGAGAAGUAUCCUCGCUCCGAUGCUGCAAAGCGCUUGCCGCUUGACUUUCUCACCGGAGAUAUCUUUCGGGAAGCUGCCAAGUCUUAUCUCAACUUGAUGUUGGAUAAGGGUGUUCCUUCGACAUUUGCCAACUUGAAGCAUCUCUACGCUGACUCUUCCAAAAAAGAAACCCUGGGCUCUCUUGCAGUCGAAUAUUUCGAAUCCAAGAAGUCCGAGGGCGGUGCUGAAGCAAAUGGCGAUGCCUUGAAGGGUGAAGGCGCCGCUCUCUACUACCUGGCGCAACACUACAACUACCACUUGAGCCGCGAUCUAGAGAAGGCUCUCGAGUACGUCAACAAGGGCAUCGAACUUGCUCCCAAGAACGUGGAGUUUCACAUGACCAAGGCCAGGAUCUAUAAGCACUAUGGAAACACCCAGAAGGCUGCUGAAACCAUGGACGAAGCCCGCAACCUCGAUCUCAAAGACCGCUACAUCAACACCAAGGCAGCAAAGUAUCAGUUGCGCAGCGACAACACAGAAAAGGCAUUAGAGCUCAUGGGCAUGUUCACGAGACCUGACUCGACCGCCGGCCCGCUCAGCGAUCUACUUGACAUGCAGUGUGUUUGGUACAUGACUGAGGAUGGUGAAGCCCACGUCCGGAAAGGAAACAUCGGUCUGGCCCUCAAGCGUUUCCAUGCCGUGUACGGUUUCUUUGAUGUAUGGGUAGAAGAUCAGUUUGACUUUCACAGUUUCUCUCUCCGUAAAGGGCAGAUUCGGGCAUAUGUUGACAUGAUCCGUUGGGAGGACCACGUUCGCGAGCACCCAUUCUACACCCGGGCUGCCCUUGCAGCUGUCAACUUGUACAUCAGCAUGUAUGACAGUAAAUCCUUGCCGAAUGGCGUCAAUGGGGGCGAUGCUGCCAACGGCGCUGACGCUGCCGAGCGAAAGAAGGCUGCGCAGAAGGCCAAGAAGGCUGCUCAAAAGGCCGAACGAGAGGCAGCUGAACGUGCAGCAAAGCAGGACCCGAACAAGCCCAAGAAGGCCAACGAGGAGCCCAAGAAGGUGGAUGAAGAUCCUGACGGCGUACAGCUUGCUGCCACCGAGGAUCCACUUGCCGAAGCCACCAAAUUUUUGGUUCACCUACUCCAGUACAGCCCCAAGCUCAUCGAUGCGCAAAUCGCUGGCUUCGAGGUCUACGUUAGACGAGAGAAGUAUCUACUCGCGCUUCGUUGCCUGAAGCAGGCACUUGCGCUCGAUCCCGAACAUCCCAAGGUUCAUGAGCAACUUGUAUAUUUCCGUCAUAUUCUCAACACCAAACUCAGCUCUCUCCCUCACAAGACACAAGAGGUGGUCAAGGCUGAGUUUGACGUGCUUGACGCGUCUACUGACCUGAAGAAGUACAACGAUGAGUUCGAGGCCAAGCACAAGGACAGUGCGCCGCACGUUAUCGCUGCAAUCAAGGCAAAAAAGCACCUCGGCGAAGAUCAAGCUAAGGUGGAGAAAGAGCUGACCGAGGUCAUCAGCAUCUCAGGAGUUGAUUUCGAAGCGGCUCAGGAAGUCUUGGGGCUGUUGAGAAGCUGGAGAAGUAAAGAGGUCGACGGCUUCAAGAAACAGGCGGCUCAGAAAUGGCCUGAAGUUACUGCUUUCGCAUAG
Messenger RNA from Pestalotiopsis fici W106-1, 2481 nucleotides. RefSeq lists its product as uncharacterized. The coding region runs from base 1 to 2481 and encodes 826 amino acids. Gene Ontology annotation, molecular function: protein-N-terminal amino-acid acetyltransferase activity; protein binding. The transcript has 3 exons. Gene Ontology annotation, cellular component: cytoplasm; NatA complex. Lineage: Eukaryota; Fungi; Ascomycota; Sordariomycetes; Amphisphaeriales; Sporocadaceae. Gene Ontology annotation, biological process: N-terminal peptidyl-methionine acetylation. The record is from RefSeq and is a predicted model, not a curated record.